Bactrocera oleae (olive fruit fly) is the source of this 993-nucleotide messenger RNA. Its product is annotated as COMM domain-containing protein 4. NCBI's taxonomy places the organism in Eukaryota, Metazoa, Arthropoda, Insecta, Diptera, Tephritidae. The record is from RefSeq and is a predicted model, not a curated record.
AACAGCUGUUUUCUGUUUUGUAGCAGAGAACGUAUAUUACUCUGUUUAUAGCCUAUUUGUUGUCAAAAAUCUUUUAGCACCGCCAAAAGCAAUUUCUGCCUAAAUAUUUUGCAAAAAUGAAAUUCCGCUUCUGUGGUGAUGGCGACUGUCCCGACUGGGUGUUGGCGGAGAUUAUAUCCACACUAUCCAUGCUGAGCGCUAAGAAUUUAGAGACUUUAGCUAGUUUGGUGGCCAAGAGAAUUGUCGGCGAACAGUUCGAGGAGAAUGCUAUUAAAGCCAUAACAGCUGAUUUGGCGAACGAUGGCAAAACUGCUGUUGCUUGUAUACAUUACUUGCUCAUCAAUGCUUCCCGUCAUGCUGUUAGUGAGGCGGUAUUCAGCGAAGAGAUUCAACAAUUGGGUUUACCUAAGGAGCAUGCUGCAUCAAUGUGUCGCGUCUUGGCGGCCAAUGUGACGCAAAUACGUCAACGCUUGCAGGACAAAGCAUUUAGAAUUAAUGAGCUCUCGUCAGUGCGUUAUAUUCCACCUACGCCAGAAAAGCCCGAUAACACGGUUGGUUGCGUCAAAUUCGAAUUAAAAAUCGCACAGGAGCUAAUUGAUGGGCUGCCAGAGGACACCACACAUGUGCUAAACAUUGAGCGGGCGAAUGUUGCGGCCUUACUUGAUGAGCUGAAGGAGGUGCGCUCUAUGUUGCAGCAAUAUAGUUGGCGGCAAAAGGACAAAACGGAUGUAUAAAAGUGAAACUAAUUUAUUGUGGACAUUUAUUUACACGGUAUUGAAUUAAAAAUGCAUUUUGUAGUAGUAAAGUACUUAGACGUACUAGUAAUUCUUCAGGGCAUAAGUUAAUAAUUAUUAGUUAGUAUGAAAACAAUUUAUAUCAUGAAAGCAUGAUAAGUAUUUAUACUCAUAAGUCUCGUUUACAAUUAGAAUAAAUGCUUUUGACAGAAAUUCCUGUUGGGAAAACUAAUAUUUCGCCAUAAUCGUAAUAUCGUAA